AUGGCUUGUGUGGUUGUACUUUCUCUUAUGAGGACGCUAGAGCUUGAGUUCUUGCAACCUCUCCCUCGUCCAAUUCUACAACAAAACCAACUCAUCCCUUGCAACAAAGACUUGGUCCUAUCUCUCCACAAAAAGCUUGGAUUUCUGAUGGAACUAUUCGAUGAGAAUAGAAUGGAUGGUGUUGAAGCAAUAAAAGAGUUGGAAACAAAGCUCAGAGAUGUAGCUUCCAGGAUUGAAGAUGAAAUUGAACUUCAAGUAGUACAUCUUUAUGUGGAAGAAAAAAAAAGAGAGAAAGAAGAAGAAGAAGAGGAAUUAAGAAUUUUUCAAGGAAUUUUUGAUAUUUUUGAGAAAAUUGUGUAUCAUGAAUUUUGGCCACGGGAAAAUCACGUUUAUGUAGAAAUGCCACAAGGUGAGAAAAGCACUCAUCAUUGCCAAAGCCUUCGUCAGACAAGUACUCAUCAUUGCCAGAGGCUUCAUCAAAUUUUGCAUCCCCUAAGUGGAAAAUCACAUCCUUGUCUCAAAUUCCGUCGUAUUUUGCACCCAGCUCUACAACACAUUGAUGCCAUCACUCAAGAGUUGACGAAAGCCUACCAGCUUUUCAAACAUCAUCUACAAGCUGGAAAAAAGCAAUCUGCCUCCCUUCAAGUUUUACCAAUACCUACUCGUCAAGGUAUCACCAUGCCUGAUUCUUCCCACCAUGCUUCACGCUCCAAACAAAUAAUGGUAGGAAAACAGGAUGAGUUCGAGAGUAUAAAGGAGAUGCUAAUCCAACAUCCAUCUAAGCAACGAGAAGUUGUCCCCAUUAAAGGUAUGGGAGGUAUUGGUAAGACAACAUUAGCAAAGAAAAUUUAUGAAGAUCUAUCAAUCACUUCCCACUUUGAUAAGCGAGCAUGGACUAUUGCAACACAGCAUCACAGUAAGAGGCAAAUGCUCUUAGAUCUUCUUGGUUCGAAAGACAAUAAUGCGAACCUAGCAUUGCGACUCUACCAAAGUUUAAAGUGUCAAAGGUACUUGGUUGUAAUGGAUGACGUAUGGAGCAAAGAGGCAUGGGAUGCUGUCAAAGCUUGCUUUCCCGAUGAUGGAAAUGGUAGUCGAGUAUUGUUGACAACUCGCCUUGCAGAGGUGGCUAAUCAUACCUGCUCCAAAGAUGACUUUUCUCAUCAAAUGCAAUUGUUAGAACAAAGUGAGAGUUGGCAACUAUUUAAUGAAAAGGCAUGUGAAUCUCGCCAUGUUGAAUUUGAGACGAUUGGAAGACCGGUAGUUGAAAAAUGCAAAGGACUGCCUUUGGCAAUCAUUGUGGUUGCAGGCCUUUUUUCCAAACUCAAUACACUAGAUGAAUGGAAAAAUACUGCCAAUGCUCUAAGUUCUUCAGCAACUACUCUAGAUGAUGAAGAAUGUUCGAGAAUACUUUCAUUGAGUUACAAUCAUUUGCCCCACUACUUGAAAGCUUGUUUCUUAUAUUUGGGAGUCUUUCCAGAAGAUCACGAGAUCAAUGCUAAUGAACUUGCAAAGUUAUGGCUUGCGGAAGGAUUUGUAAAGGCAUUUGAGAAUGAAAGCUUUGAUGCAGUGGCUAACAGGUACAUGCAAGAACUUAUGGAUAGAAACCUAAUAAUUUUAAGUGAGCUAUGCUCUCGUGGAAGAAAAAUUAAGAGGUUUAGGAUGCAUGAUUUAUUGCAUGGCUUUUGUGUGAGAGAAGCUCAAAAAGAUAACCUUUUACAUGUUGUCAUGAGUGAAAAUAGGUUUGAUUUCCCUCAGAAAGGCUUUCGCUGGAUAAGCAUCCAAUCUGUAAACUUUGACAUGUCUACAAUACAACAUUAUACUUUGAAAAGCUAUAGAUCGUUCUUCAGUUUCGUGUGCAGGGGAUCAUCUUCAGAUUUUAGAAAGGGCAAUCUACUGAGAGUAUUCUUUAGUGAUGAUCAAUUUUUCGAGCUCAACAAUAAUUUGGAUACUGUCCAUUUGAGAUUCCUAAAAGUUAGAAAUGAUAUAGAACUAUCCCAGGCUCAAGGAUUCCUAAAGUCAGGAUGUACAAAGAGUUUAGAAUUGUCAAGGUGUUGGAAUCUUCAAACACUUUAUUGUCUUGAAAGAGUAUCAUAUGGAUUAGAUGGAGAAGGGAAGUUUUCGGAGUUUCCACAAUUACACUAUAUUCAUUGCAAUCGCUCUUUUUGUGGAAAUCCUCCCAAUUUUGUUCAUAAACUUUAUGGGAUAAGAGCUUAUGAUUGCUUAGACGAAUACAUUACCAAUAUUCCAUGUCUGAAGAAGGUACGUAUUCAAGGUGAAGAAAUAAAGAUAAAUGCCCGCAUUGUGAACCUAGCCUAUUUCGAGCAGCUCGAGGGACUUUGGAUUUCAAGUUUGCCUGCAGCACAUGCUCUAAUUAAUACUGAUAUUGUUCUCUUGAAAAACCUUAGGAAGUUGUCAUUACAUUAUACGAAAUUUGAAUGGGAACAGAUUAAUUUUCUUAGCAAGUUACCUAGGCUAGAGGUGCUCAAGUUACUAUGGAAGUCAUGUCUAGGCAAAGAAUGGGAAAUACAAGAGGAAGUGAUAUUUUGCGAGUUAAUUGCUUUAGUUAUCUGUUGUUGUGAUCUCAAGCAUUGGAAAGCUAGUAGUCAUAAUUUCCCAAAACUUGAGCACCUGCAUAUUAGGUAUUGUGAUAAAUUGACAGAGAUCCCAAUUGACUUUGCUGAAAUUUCAUCAUUGAAGUCAAUUGAAUUUUGGAAAUGUCUUCCUUCUGCCGUGAAAUCAGCCAAGAAAAUUCAGGAUGAGCAACAUGACUCUGGAAACUAUGAUAUGGUUGUUAUUGAGAUAGAAACAUUAGAUGUUUUGGAAUCUGAGGAAAGAAGAGCCUGA
Molecule: messenger RNA, 2844 nt
Organism: Ipomoea triloba (trilobed morning glory)
Lineage: Eukaryota; Viridiplantae; Streptophyta; Magnoliopsida; Solanales; Convolvulaceae
Product: disease resistance protein RPP13-like
Exons: 3
Coding region: 1-2844 (947 amino acids)
Biological process (GO): defense response to other organism
Molecular function (GO): ADP binding
Source: RefSeq, a predicted model, not a curated record